ACUCCCAAGAAAUUGGGUUGCAUUUCAUUCUUUCAGUCCAUACUGAAAGUUCUGGAAUUGAAAACAAAACAAUGAAGUUUUCUGAAUUGGGAUCAGUUGUAUUCUGCCUUUAUUUCGUUUGCUUCUUCCCUUCUACUCAAGCUAGAUGGCAUUACCAUAAACAGAAACACACUGAUCACCAUCACCAUCACCAACUCUCAGGAAUUUCAGAAUCUCCUUCUCUACCACCUGAACCUGCAACUGUGAAUGCUUCUGAAGAAGCUCCUUCUCGGCCACCUGAAUAUGAUAUUCCAUCUCCAUCUAAGACUGCUGUCCCGCCUUCAGAACAUCCGUCUCUGCCUCCUGAGCCCGCUAUCCCGGCUGAAAUACCUCCUUUGCCUCCACCUGAUUAUGCUACUCCAUCCUCAAAGCCUCCAUCUUUCCAUCCUGAGCCUGCUGUACCAUCUUUACCACAUCCUUCUUUGCCACCUAAACCUGCUACCACAGCUGUAAAACCUCCUUCUCCUUCACCGGAGCCUGCUAACCCACCUGAAAACAUUGCCUACAAUUCAUCAACAGGUGUUUUUGAUGUACGAAAAUUCGGAGCUAUUGGCGAUGGUGAAACGGAUGACACAAAUGCAUUCAAGAUGGCGUGGGACUCGGCAUGCCAAGUUGAUUCCGCAGUUCUCCAUGUUCCGUAUGGUUUCUCCUUCAUGAUUCAAUCCACAAUCUUCACAGGUCCUUGUCAAGAUGGCUUAGUAUUUCAGGUUGAUGGUACUGUUAUGCCACCUGAUGGACCUGACAACUGGCCAAAGAAUACCAGCAGACGCCAAUGGUUGAUCUUUUAUAGAGUCGACAACAUGUCGCUACAAGGGGGAGGUCUAAUCAAUGGCAGAGGAGAGAAAUGGUGGGAUCUUCCUUGCAAACCACACAAGGGAACAAGGGGAACAACGUUUCCAGGACCAUGCGAUAGCCCAAUUGCCAUAAGGUUCUUCAUGAGCUCCAAUUUGACAGUACAAGGACUUAGAAUCGAGGACAGCCCUCAGUUUCACUUCAGAUUCGAUAACUGCAGGAAUGUUCAUAUAGAAUCCCUUCACAUAACUGCUCCGGCUCUGAGUCCCAACACUGAUGGAAUUCACAUAGAAAACACCAAUGAUGUCAGAAUAUACAAUUCAAUAGUCUCCAAUGGGGAUGAUUGUGUAUCGAUCGGUUCCGGUUGUUAUAAUGUGGACAUUAGAAACAUCACAUGUGGACCUGGUCAUGGAAUCAGCAUUGGAAGCUUAGGAAAUCACAACUCAAGAGCCUGUGUUUCAAAUAUUACGGUCAGAGACUCAGUGAUUAAAAUGUCUGAUAACGGAGUAAGGAUCAAGACAUGGCAAGGCGGAUCAGGAGCGGUAUCAGGAAUAACAUUCAGCAACAUUCACAUGGACAAUGUUAGAAAUCCAAUUAUAAUAGACCAGUUCUACUGCCUCACAAAGGGCUGCACAAACCAGACAUCAGCUGUCCUAGUAUCCGACAUAGUAUAUUCUAGCCUGAAGGGUACUUAUGAUAUUCGAAGCCCGCCGAUGCAUUUUGCCUGCAGUGACUCAGUUCCUUGCACCAACUUAACACUCUCUGAUAUUGAGCUUCUCCCUGCUAAAGGAGAUAUUGUGUUGGACCCAGUUUGUUGGAAUGCUUAUGGUAAUCUGCAAACGCUCACCGUUCCACCGGUUUCUUGCUUGAUGGAGGGCUCACCUAGAUCCCUCUUGGAUAGCGAUACGAAUUAUUGCUGAUGAAUGAAUGUUCAUUGGUAAAGCAAUUUCAUGUACACAAACAAUGAAGAAGAAGAACCAUGAAUUUUCUGUUGGUCUCUCAAUUAGAGGAUGUAUGUUUGCAGACUGGUGUGAUCUUUCCCGUCUAUGAAUGUGCUUGUUUCCUUGUUUAACUAGUUAACAUAGAACAUAUAUAGUGCACAUGGAAGUAUGAAUACUAGUUAAC
Tripterygium wilfordii is the source of this 1956-nucleotide messenger RNA. RefSeq names its product polygalacturonase At1g48100-like. Bases 72 to 1751 code for a protein of 559 amino acids. NCBI's taxonomy places the organism in Eukaryota, Viridiplantae, Streptophyta, Magnoliopsida, Celastrales, Celastraceae. Gene Ontology annotation, biological process: carbohydrate metabolic process. The record is from RefSeq and is a predicted model, not a curated record. Gene Ontology annotation, molecular function: polygalacturonase activity. The transcript is spliced from 6 exons.